AUGGGUUUCUCUGCUGGGGGGCAUCUAGUGGCGUCCACCGUGGCAAAGCAUGGCGUUCAAGUGCUGGAUGCGCAAGCGUUGAUCUAUCCAUGCAUCGAUGGAUCAGACUGGGCCUCCGAAGAGACCUGUGGCUUUUGGGGUUGCUCGACUUCGACGGGGGGAAGCACGGCCUUGGGCUGCGGUGAUGACUUCGAAGAAUGCUUUCGAAAGGGGAAGAGUCUUCAAUCCACCCGUCGGGCCCUACUUGGGGGACCAGGCUUUGCGGCUCCGCCGAGCUUUUUGGUGAGCUCUACCAAGGACGAGGCAUCUCCCCCCAAAGAACACACGGACCUCUACGCGCGGGCGCUGCAGAAGAAGCGGGUGAAGCAUUGUACAUAUCUCCGGCGGAACUUCGGACCGCACGGCUUUGGCAUGUCAGGCGGUUGGACAGAGAAAUGCGUUGCUUGGUUACACGCACGAGGCUUUGGACGAACUGACAGCUGA
Molecule: messenger RNA, 483 nt
Organism: Cladocopium goreaui
Lineage: Eukaryota; Dinophyceae; Suessiales; Symbiodiniaceae
Source: the annotation of a GenBank genome assembly